UUUCUUUCUCGAAUGAUUCAUCUUCUCCAUUCAAAUACCCAUUCCGUGGACACACAAACAUAAGAAACACAGCAACCAACGCUAAUUCGAAAAGUUCCGAAUUCACCAAAGUAAUGGAUUUCCGCGUGAUGGGUUUGGAGUCUCCGUUGUUUCACACGCUGCAACACAUGAUGGAUCUUUCGGACGACGGGGCAGGAGACAAGACACACAACGCCCCAACACGGUCUUACGUUCGGGACGCCAAGGCCAUGGCUGCGACACCCGCGGAUGUGAAAGAGUGUCCCAAGUCUUACGUGUUCGAGAUCGACAUGCCGGGGCUGAAAUCUGGGGACAUUAAGGUUCAAGUGGAGGAUGACAACGUGCUUCUCAUCAGUGGGGAGAGAAAGAGGGAGGAGGAGAAAGAAGGCUCCAAGUAUCUCAGAAUGGAAAGAAGGGUCGGAAAGUUCAUGCGAAAGUUUAUUCUUCCUGAGAAUGCAAACACUGAUGCAAUCUCUGCUGUGUGUCAAGAUGGUGUGCUAAGUGUUACGGUGCAGAAACUGCCUCCUCCUCAGCCCAAGAAACCAAAGACCAUUGAAGUUAAAGUUGCAUGAGGAACUUGUUGGAACUACUGUACAAAUAAAAGUGUUUUCUCUUGUUAAGGGGAUUCUCCAUGUUUGAGGCAGAGACUUGCCUUUUAGUUGUUAGAAGGUUCUUUUUUGUUUGGUUGUAUGAUCGUGUUGCAGUGAGUUGUGUUAAAUGAGAAAGAAUUAUGUAUUAUCUUAAAGUAUGAUAUAUCUAAACUUAAGUAUCUCUUGAACACAAAUUUAUU
Cajanus cajan (pigeon pea) is the source of this 808-nucleotide messenger RNA. Its product is annotated as 17.9 kDa class II heat shock protein. NCBI's taxonomy places the organism in Eukaryota, Viridiplantae, Streptophyta, Magnoliopsida, Fabales, Fabaceae. The record is from RefSeq and is a predicted model, not a curated record.